UGCCAUAUUGCACUUCAUGCGCGCGUCACUGCUCGCAUUUCAACGCGAGGACAGAGGCCAACGCAGGACUAGCAGCUCAGAGGCAGCCGCUCAGCCCGUCUCUCUUGUGGACUGUAAAUGGGAUGAACGACCGCCUGAUUCCCUCUCCGAACCCGCAUCUGUCCUGCACCUUCGUGUCUGACGAUUUGGAAAGUAAGCUUUCUCUCCAGCUACGACUGUGGACAGAAAACGAGAAGUCAAAAGAAGAGCAUCGGCUCAAACAGUGGGAAAAAUAAAGUUAUCAGUCUUGUUGUAAAGUUUCCUUAGUGAAAACGUACGCCAUGGUCACCUUCCUAAGGAGUUUGCUCUGGAUACUUGUGUUGUCGCCCAGUCUGAAAUGUGAAGAUAAUCCGGGCCUCUCAGUAGGCAUAGGUGGUGUGGCUGAAGCUCAGAGUGGAGCUGCGCCAACAGUCGAAGGAUAUUUUUUGGAGUUCCAGAAGCCAGUCAACAACAUCACGCUCUUUCAGGGGCAGACAGCCACCCUUCAUUGCAAAGUGGCAGGAAAUCCUCGACCGUCUAUCCGCUGGCUGAAGAAUGAUGCCCCUGUAGUACAGGAACAGGGACGCCUAACCAUCCGCAAGACAGAGGGAGGCUCAAAGCUCCGCAUCCAGGACCUGGACACAACAGAUACGGGCUAUUAUCAGUGUGUUGCAUCUAACUCAGUCAAAGUCAUUUCUGCCACAGGUGUUCUUUAUGUCAAACUAGGACAGAUGCCCACACAAGGCCCAACUGAACCGUCACGUGAAAAACAUUUUUGCCAGCCAUAUCGUGGCAUUGCCUGUGCUCGAUUCAUCGGUAACCGCAGUAUCUAUGUCGAGUCUCUGCAGAAGCAAGGGGAGAAUGAAAACCGCAUUACAGCUGCCCUCACUAUGAUUGGAACAUCCACCCACCUGUCUGAUCAGUGCUCUGAGUUCGCCAUCCCAUCCUUCUGCUACUAUGUCUUCCCUCUGUGUGAUGAGCAAUCUCGGGGCCCUCAGCGCCGUCAACUCUGUAGAGAUGAGUGCGAGGCUCUGGAGAAUGACCUUUGUCUUGCUGAGUACACCAUUGCCAGAUCGAAUCCUAUGUUACUCAUGCAGCUUGAGCUCCCAAGCUGUCACUUGCUGCCACAGCCAGGAACACCUGCUGCAGCUUCCUGUAUGAGGAUAGGAGUACCACCAGAAAAAUUGGGUUCAUAUUCCCCCUCAGAUCACAGCUGCUAUAAUGGAAGUGGAGUUGACUACAAGGGCACAAUCAGCAUCACUAAAUCUGGUCACUACUGCCAGCCAUGGAGCGCUCAGUACCCGCACAGUCACCAGCUGUCUCAGGAGUAUCCUGAGCUCUGGGGAAGUCACAACUUCUGUCGUAAUCCAGGAGGCCUAAUGCAGGCACCCUGGUGCUUCACCCUGGACCCUCUGGUCAGGGUGGACCUGUGUGAAAUCCAGCCCUGCAAGCCACAAGAAAACCCCAGGAAGGAGAUCCUGUUUAUUUUAAUACCUGCAGUUGCCAUCCCAUUGGUUAUCGCUUGCCUCUUCUUUCUGGUUUGCUUGUGUCGCAAUAAACAUAAGGCUUCAAAUGACACACCACCUCGUUCCCAGCUCAGCAGCUCACCCUCCCAGGACACGGAGCUGUCGCCCCUGAAUCAUCAAAAACAACAG
Molecule: messenger RNA, 1673 nt
Organism: Haplochromis burtoni (Burton's mouthbrooder)
Lineage: Eukaryota; Metazoa; Chordata; Actinopteri; Cichliformes; Cichlidae
Gene: ror2
Product: receptor tyrosine kinase-like orphan receptor 2
Biological process (GO): cell surface receptor protein tyrosine kinase signaling pathway; positive regulation of kinase activity; protein phosphorylation
Cellular component (GO): signaling receptor complex
Molecular function (GO): ATP binding; transmembrane receptor protein tyrosine kinase activity; protein binding
Source: RefSeq, a predicted model, not a curated record